This is a messenger RNA of Trachemys scripta elegans, 4663 nucleotides long. RefSeq names its product glyoxalase domain containing 5 (gene GLOD5). The transcript is spliced from 4 exons. Bases 141 to 590 code for a protein of 149 amino acids. The record is from RefSeq and is a predicted model, not a curated record. Lineage: Eukaryota; Metazoa; Chordata; Testudines; Emydidae.
UUCCUUGGGAACUCUGCUCCCAGCACAGCUCAGCUCUGGGGACCAGGAAGUGGUUAGCUGAAGGGGACAGUAUUCUUUCAGGCUGUUUUGCUGAGCCUGCCUGUCUUCAUUGCGUGCAGUCUCUGGUUCCUGGCUUUCAGAUGGCCUUCUGGCAGGAGAAGUGUGAGGGCCCCCAACCAUGUCUUAUCCAUCGCCUGGAUCACCUGGUGCUGACUGUGAAGAGCAUUGAGGACACCGUAGGCUUUUAUUCCAAAGUCUUGGGUAUGGAAGUAGUCACUUUCAAGGGCAACCGGAAAGCGCUACGUUUCGGGAACCAAAAGUUUAACCUCCACGAGGCUGGGAAGGAGUUUGAACCCAAGGCUCGCAGACCAGUUCCUGGUUCCAUAGACGUCUGCUUGAUCACAGACACCUCGCUAGACCAGCUAGUGGGACACCUGAAGGCCUGUGGUGUGACUAUUGAAGAAGGCCCAGUGCCCAGAACCGGUGCCAUUGGUCCAAUCACAUCCAUCUACUUCCGAGACCCCGAUGAAAACCUGAUUGAGGUUUCCAACUACAGCACUGAUUUGGCUGUCGACAGAGUGAAGCAUUAGCCACAAUCCUCUUUCCACCACCCCCUAAUCUUCUCAACACUAGAGGCAAACAAAGGGAGGCUGUGAUUUUUCUUCAUUUGCAAUGCAUUGUAGGAUGGGGUUUGGGUGUUGCAAACUCAGAACACAUCAGUUUGUGUCCAUGUCCAUUCUGCCAGGCUCCUGAUAUAGCGGGACAUAUCAGGCCUCAUCCUCAAAGGAAACCUGCACAACAGAUUCAAAAGAUGGGCUGGGAGCUUAAAUUCAUAAGUCUGCUAGACACUAAAAAUCAGGGGCUGAACAGAGACACUGGAUUUAUGGCUUAUUACAACAAUCUGCUACCCACUAACUCUCCCCUCCCCCAACCCGCUUUUUGUCCUAUGACUGCAGAGGUGCUAACUCUACCUUGAAAGGUCCCGUGUAAUAUAUGCUAUCUACUUAUGCUAAACAAUCUGUUCCACCGUUCAUUUUGCUGUGACUCCGGGAGUACCUUUCCCAGCCCUGAAGAAGAGCUCUUGGUGGCUCGGCAGCCUCUCUCCCACCAAUAGAAGUUUUCCUAGCUGGGCAGCUGGAGAGUGGUGGCUGCUGGCCGGGAGCCCAGCUCUGAAAGCAGAGCUGCCACCAGCAGCAACACAGAAGUAAGGAUGGCAUGGUAUCAUAUUGCCACCCAUACUUCUGCCUGCAGAGCAGGCCCCUCAGUCAGCCACUCUCCAGCUGCCCAGCUCUGAAGGCAGCAGCGCCGGGGGAUGACAUGGUAUGGUAUUGCCACCCCUACUUCUGCACAACUGCUGGCGGGACACCAUCUUCAGAACUGGGCACCUGGCCAACAGGAGCCGCUCUCCAGCCACCCGGCUCUGAAGGCAGUGCAGAAGUAAGGGUGGCAAUACCCUGACUCCCCCUCCCCCACCCCCAAAUAACUUUGUAACUCCCCUGCAAUUCCCUUUUGGCUCAGGACCCCAAUUUGAGAAAUGCUGGUCUCCCCUGUGAAAUCUGUACAGUGUAGGGUAAAAGCGCAUAAAAGACCAGAUUUCACCGAGGAGAGCGGAUUCCAUGGUCUGUGAUACAGUUUUCAUGACCAUGAAUUUAGUAGGGCCCUAAUAAUAAGGGCAAGUGUGUAGGAAAAUCAAGUAUGAAUCAACCACUAGAUGGCAGCAUUGCUUAAUGUGAUCUCUGAAAGUGACAGUAGCUGCUGAGAUUGCUGGAGACCAGAACCAACCCAUCAAAGGAAAUUAUAUAGGGCCAGAUCCUCUACUGGUGUAAUUUGGUGUAGCUCCAAAGCAAGAUCUGGCCCAUUAACUGGUCUGCAUGGCUCAGGAUAUGGGCUGGAUGGACCCAGGAUAUGGAGCUUUUCAGCGUGGUCACUUGUUCACUUCAUCACAUUAUUGAAUGCUGCUUGGUGUAUAUCAAAUGCUUUGGUGGAUCUCCGAUCUGUUCCCUGCAGAUGGGAGAGACUGCACAGAAAGUGUCCCUGAGACUGCAAACGCUUGCUUCCUGCUGCUCAAAUCCCCGCAAGGCAACAGAAUCCCUGCCCGGAGGAGAUUGCAGUGGCACAUGGCAGUACAGAGAUUGCAUGCCAGAUAGCCCAGGUGGGGAGACCAGGUUUCAAGGGCUAAGUAAGUGGCUGAGUUGAUUGAUAUGUAGAGGCAUAAAGGAGAAGGGGGAGGGGAAGGGUAGGUGAAGAAUGGAAAGGAGGCUGUUUGCUCUAAGCAGAGCAGGCUCUAUUUAAAAUAAAAAGGUGUGGCAUUGAUAGCAGGGAAAGGAAGACCUGAGGAUUGGGAAGAGCACAGAGAAUGAAAGCAGGUGUUGGGGGGGGGGGGGGGGGGGAGGGGGAUAUAAAAAAGGUCUCCAAGGACUGGCCAUGCCUGGAUUCUCUUGCUGCCUGGGAGUGAGACACUGGUAGAAAGUGCUCAGAUCUCCCUGGUAGGAUAAGAGCAGGGGUCUCGAACAACUGUGUGCUUUGUGACAGCCACUGCCACAUGCAAAAUCUGAGCCCCCAAGGCAAGAUUUCAGGUUCAGAGGGAAUCGUCAGCCUUGUCUAGCUGAACGGAAACUGCUAAAAUUCUCAUUUCAGCCCACCAAAAACAAUUAUGCCCAACUUGGCCUGUUCAUUAAUCUCUGCACGAGACAGGCUUAGGGCUGGGAUAGCAGCAAGUGCCCUAGGCCAGGACCGAGGUGCAUGGCAGCUUUGGGAGGGCAGCACUUCAAUGGUCAGGAUGGAGGUGCACUGGCAGAGCUGUGUGGGUGGAGCCUAGGGCUGGCAGAGCAGAGGGCGCUGCAGAUUACAGCUGUGUGGGAAGCUUGCAUGUCCCCUCGCCAACCUCUGCCUGACUCUAGCCAGCACUAAUGGUCCUUUUGUAUGAGCAUUAACUUCAGAGAUAAGGUGAGCGAAGAAAUACCUUUUAUUGGACACUGCUUCUGUUGGUGAAAGACACAAGCUUUCGAGCUCCACAGCGCUCUUCUGCCUGCCUGGGAAAGGUAAUCAGAGGGCAUGUCUACAUUACAAAGUUAAGUCGAUGUAAGGGAGCUUACCUUGACCUAACUACGUAAGCAGUGCAUACACAUUACGGUUUUCCUCCUGCCACUGCAACUUGCCCACUAGGCCGACCUAGUAAAACCACCUCAGCGAGAGGCAUAAGGCUUAGGUGGACGUAGCUCAGACAGCGGUAGCUGUCAAUUUCACCUCUGGUAGGGUCUCUGUUUUGAAAGAGGGGGGGGGGCAUUCCAGCUGUGAGCCCCAGCAGUGCAGACAGCUGGAAAACCCAGGCUGAGGGCUCCCCACAGAGCUCCCAGUGGGAGCCCAGCUGCUAAAUACACAAAUGUGUCACAGCUAAAUACAACAUUAAGCAUAAGGAGUUACCACAUGUUGCAAGAGACCAUUCAAAAUGAAGUGAGCAGUUAGCACCUCUGCAGUCAUAGGACAAGGAGAGUUAGUGGGUCACCAAUUGUUGUAAUGCGAGAUAUGUGUCUCUAUUGAGUCCCUGCUUGGUGUCUAGCGGAGUUAAGAAUUUGAUGGUUAUUAUUCCACACUGCAAACAUUAACGUCACACAUAUUCAAGAAAUUGAUCUAACAUCAUACAUGUGCUAGUGUCACACUGUAAGCCACCUCUCGCCUUUCAUCUGGGUUGCUAAGCGAAUGCACAUGGAUGUGUAAUUCUAGCUUUUUACACAAGCUGGUGACAAUAGGCGUUGAUGAUGUAGCUUCUUAUUUUCUGGAGUUUUGCAUAUGGGAGCAGUUCUUGAGUUCGCCAGAAGAGGGCAAUUUUGUCACCAACAAGGGUGCAAGUAAAAGGUACUUGGAGGUUGGAAAGACUUGGGAGAUAGAUGCAGUUAAAAAUCAUCUCUAAAACCCAAACAAAAAAAGUAAAAUGCUCAGAUUGUUUGUUUUUCUUUCCUGCUGCUAUUUAUAAUGUACGAAGGUUGUGGAGAGACAAAGUUUUAGUGAAAUCGGAGUUUCAGCUAAACCAAUGUCUGCUAUUGAUACAGAGUCAUAGAUUUUAAGUUCAGAAGGAACCAUUAUGAUAAUCUGCUCCAACCUCCUGAAUAGCACAUGCUAUAGAAUCUCACCCAGUAAUUUCUGCAUCCAGCCCAUAACUCCUGUUUGAGUUAGAGAAGACGUCCAAUCUUGAUUUAAAGACUGAAGUGAUGGAAAACUCACUAUAUCUCUAGGUCAGAUAGUCCAAUAAAUCACCCUCACUGUUGAAAAUUUGCACCUUUUUUCUAGUCUGAAUUUGUCUAGCUUCAGCUUCCAGCCAUUGGAUAUUGUUAUGCCUUUGUCUGCUAACUUAAAGAGCCAUCCAACAAAUCUCUUCCUAUGUAGGUAUCAUUUUAUUCUACACACACUUCUCUAUCUAACUCAGCCCCUAUCAUUAGAUGUGAGAUUCCUUUGCGGUUACAGCCUGGGAGGCCAGGUGCCAGCCAUGUGUGUAGGAUAAACAUCAAGAUGAAGUUUUAUAUGAAAAAGAACAUUAAAAAAAAAAAACUAAACUGAUUGUAAACUGUCCUUACAAGCAAAGCUCCUUGUGAUGUGUCCAAUGAACCUUGCAAAGACUCCUAUUGUAAAACACUUUGAGAUCGACUGAUAAAAGCACUCUAUAAGA